CCCAACUACCAGGGCAACCAGUACCUACUGCGGCGCGGGGAAUACCCCGACUACCAGCAGUGGAUGGGCCUCAGCGACUCCAUCAGCUCCUGUCGCCUCAUCCCCCCAAGCUCCCACCGGAUACUGCUAUAUGAGAGGGAAGACCACAAGGGCCUCAUGGUGGAGCUAACCGAGGACUGCUCCUGCAUACAGGACCGUUUCCACCUCAAUGAGUUUCCCUCCCUCCAUGUGCUGGAGGGCUGCUGGGUCCUCUAUGAGAUGCCCAACUACAGGGGACGGCAGUAUCUACUGCGGCCCCAAGAGUACAGGCACUACCAGGACUGGGGAGCCGUGGACGCUAAGGCAGGCUCUUUGAGAAGGGUGGUGGAUUUAUACUAAAAUAGGUUAACACUUCCAUUUUCUCAUUUUGGAACCUAAUAAAGUAUUUAGUCUGUAUUGUCGGCAA
Ictidomys tridecemlineatus (thirteen-lined ground squirrel) is the source of this 445-nucleotide messenger RNA. The record is from RefSeq and is a predicted model, not a curated record. NCBI's taxonomy places the organism in Eukaryota, Metazoa, Chordata, Mammalia, Rodentia, Sciuridae.